GUGUCAUCCGGGUCCUCUCUCUAGCAGUUCCUCUAACAUGACACAUACGACUUAGAAAAUAGAUUGAGUAGGGUGGUUGUGAGCUGUCUUAACACACCCCGUAAACGUAGUGUCUGUGCGACUAGAUUAGUUUUAUUUUCUGGAAGCGGACAUGGACACGAACGCGGUGGUUAAAGUCGGCGCGAUGGCGAGCGCCACAGUGUGCGCGCUUUUCGGCGGUGUGGUGUUCGCUCAGUACAUUUUCACCAAAAAACAGAGAGCAGGGAAGAAAACCAAGAUAAUCGAAAUGAUGCCAGAGUUCGAGAAAAACACCGUUCACAUCAGAGACCCUGAGAGGGUGGAGCAGAUUAUCUGUGGUCUCAUUAAAGGUGGAGCUUCCAAACUGCAGAUCAUCACAGAUUUUGAUAUGACGUUAAGCAGAUUUGCUGUCAAUGGAAAGCGUUGUCCAUCAUGUCAUAAUAUUAUUGACAACUCAAAACUGGUGACAGACGAUUGUAGGAAGAAGCUGGUCCACCUAAAGGAAACGUAUUAUCCUAUAGAGAUAGACCCUCAUUUGACAAUAGAGGAGAAAUAUCCAUUUAUGGUGGAGUGGUAUUUCAAGUCUCACACAUUAUUGGUUGAACAGAGAUUGGAAAAAGACAAACUUCCAGAGGCCGUCAGAGAGUCAGACGUCAGUCUAAGGGAAGGUUACGAGCAGUUCUUUGACCGGCUGCACCAGCACACCGUUCCUGUGUUCAUUUUUUCGGCGGGACUGGGAGAUGUGCUGGAAGAGAUCAUCAGACAGGCUGGCGUCUACCACCCCAACGUCAAAGUUGUGUCCAACUUCAUGGACUUUGAUGACAAUGGGGUUCUGAAAGGCUUUAAAGGAGAGCUGAUCCAUGUUUACAACAAGCAUGACGGUGCUUUAAGGAACACAGAGUACUUCAAACAGCUGAAGGACAAUGGAAACAUUAUUCUACUAGGAGACUCCCUCGGGGAUCUCACCAUGGCAGAUGGUGUCCCCAACGUGGAGAACAUCCUCAAGAUUGGCUAUCUCAAUGAUAAGGUUGAGGAACUAUUAGAAAAGUACAUGGACUCUUACGAUAUUGUCCUGGCGAGGGAUGAAACACUUGAAGUGCCUAAUUCCAUUCUGCAGAAGAUCUUAUAAUCGACACCACAGAACACAGCCUGCUCAGAAAAGACUCGUAUUCGAAGAUAUUCGGAAAAUUCCAACACACUGAGACCGGCCUUCAUAUUUCCACAUGCCUCACAAGACAUACACACUCUGCACCCCUUUUAAAAGUUAUUUCCUCUCGAGAUAAUGAUCUAUUUUAAUAAACACCUACAUAUGGAUUUUCGAUAUAAACAAAUUUCAAAAGAAAAAAAUGCAUCCCAUCGUUUGCAGAUUGGUACAAAUUAUUGUUUGUAGUAUUUUUGAUAUGGGAACCUGUGUAUUCAUUGUUUGCAAUAAACAUCGGGACUGUGAACUGUACCAAAGUGACACCUCGCAUUCAUGAGUCAUGAAUGUGCACUUUUAAAUUUGGAAGAUCUAUCACAAUUCUUGUGGAAACUUUGUAUCUCAUAUGAGUACGCAGGCUGCAUGCACAGAUCCAAAUGCUGUAAAUUAUUGCUUUUUAAAAACAGCCAUGAUGUAUUGUAAACGUUGUCCUGUGUGAAUGUUUUAGCAUAAUGCUCAUAGUUUGUGUUAUUUGCACCUUUCGUUCACCUGCGACGUAGGCAAUUAAACUUCGUUUUUUUUCCCUCCAGAAUGUUUAAUUCAAUUAGAUUAGAAUGUGGAAAAAAGAUCUUUUUUUGUGUAUAGAUUGUAUUGCUGCACAAUUUUAACACAAAAUUAUUGAAAUGUUGGUAUAUGAAAUAUACACUCACCGGCCAAUUUAUUAGGUACACCUGUCUAACUGCUCGUUAACACAUUUCUAAUCAGCCAAUCACAUGGCAGCAACUCAAUGCAUUUAGGCAUGUAGACAUGGUCAAGACGAUCUGCUGCAGUUCAAACCGAGCGUCAGAAUGGAGAAGAAAGGUGAUUUAAGUGACUUUGAAUGUGGCAUGGUUGUUGGUGCCAGACGGGCUGGUCUGAGUAGUUCAGAAACUGCUGAUCUACUGGGAUUAUCACGCACAACUAUCUGUAGGGUUUGCAGAGAAUGGUCCGACAAAGUGAAAAUAUCCAGUGAGCGGCAGUUUUGUGGGCACAAAUGCCUUGUUGAUGCCUGAGGUCAGAGGAGAAUGGCCAGACUGGUUCCAGCUGAUAGAAAGGCAACAGUAACUCAAAUAACUGCUCGUUACAACCGAGGUAUGCAGAAGAGCAUCUCUGAAUGCACAACACGUCCAAACUUGAGGCGGAUGGGCUACAGCAGCAGAAGACCACACCAGUGACACUCCUGUCAGCUAAGAACACGAAUCUGAGGCUACAAUUUCCACAGGCUCACCAAAAUUGGACAAUAGAAGAUUGGAAAAAAGUUGCCUGGUCUGAUGAGUCUUGGUUUCUGCUGCCACAUUCAGAUGGUAGGGUCAGAGUUUGGCGUCAACAACAUGAAAGCAUGGAUCCAUCCUGCCUUGUAUCAAUGGUUCAGGCUGUAGGUGGUGUAAUGGUGUGGGGUAUAUUUUCCUGCCACACUUUGGGCCUAUUAGUACCAAAUGAUCAUUGUGUCAAUGCCACAGCCUACCUAUUGCUGCUGACUAUGUCCAUCUCUUUAUGACCACAGUGGACCCAUCUUCUGAUGGCUACUUCCAGCAGGAUAAGGCACCAUGUAAUAAAGCGUGAAUCAUCUCAGAACAUGACAAUGAGUUCACUGUGCUCAAGUGGCCUCCACAGUCACCAGAGCUCAAUUCAAUAGACCACCUUUGGGAUGUGAUGGAACAAGACAUUCGCGUCAUGGAUGUGGAGCCGACAAAUCUGCAGCAACUGUGGGAAGCUAUCAUGUCAAUAUGAACCAAAAUCUUAAACCAUGAUGGAUUAAGGUAGUUCUGAAGUCAAAAGGGGGGUCCAACCUGGUACUAGUAAGGUGUACCUAAUAAAGUGGCCGGUGAGCGUACAUAUCACAGACAUUGAUUUUAUGCAUUUACUUAAAUUUGAUCAGAUGGGGCCUUACUAGCUUUAACCCCACCCACCUUCACAAUAGUUACUGUUCUGCUAUUGGCUGGAGCAGCCCAAAGGUGAACCCAGAGCUGAAAAUAAACACUAACGGAGAGAGUCAAUCAGAGUCAGUAUAUCUGCUGUGGUUUAACUUAUUCAUAGCGUUUUAACUGUCCACAUUGAUGCAAAAUAAAUUUUACCAGUUUUCAUUAAUAUGAAAAGUUAUUUAAAA
Messenger RNA from Danio aesculapii, 3302 nucleotides. It is a transcript of the gene nt5c3a, whose product is annotated as 5'-nucleotidase, cytosolic IIIA. The transcript is spliced from 9 exons. NCBI's taxonomy places the organism in Eukaryota, Metazoa, Chordata, Actinopteri, Cypriniformes, Danionidae. The record is from RefSeq and is a predicted model, not a curated record. The coding region runs from base 152 to 1147 and encodes 331 amino acids. Gene Ontology annotation, cellular component: cytoplasm. Gene Ontology annotation, molecular function: magnesium ion binding; 5'-nucleotidase activity.